AUGACUGAUCAAAGCUGUCAUAUGAGUAAUGAAAAUUCAUUGGAUGUAAAUAAAGAGGGAGAGGCCGAAGGGACUGAGGCCGAUGGGACUAAUGAAGUAUCAGAUGAUGAAGAAGGAGUUGAGGAGCCAAAACCUAGUAUGGAGUUUGCCACUGAUAAAGAGCUUAUGGCCUAUUACAAGCGAUAUGCCAAACAACAAGGUUUUGGUGUUAUAACACAAAGGACGAAGAGAGAGGCAUAUGGGAGUGCUAAGUAUCUGACUAUUGGGUGUGCGAGGGGCGGCAAGUAUCAUCCUAGCCAUAGUAGUAUCUUGAGGCCAAGACCAACAACUAAAACAGAUUGUAAGGCCCAGAUAAAUGCUUAUUUGGUGAAGGGUGUAUGGGUGGUGAUCACUGUUGAGAUUGCCCAUAAUCAUAGUACCGUUAGCCCACAGAAGUCUAGGUUCUUUAGAUCGCACAAAUGUUUGGAUGAAUACAGUCAAAGGAUGCUAGAUUUAAAUGACAGAGCAGGUAUUCGAAUGAACAAGAAUUUCGAAGCACUUGUUGUUGAUGCGGGGGGGUUUGAGAAUCUAGAUUUCCAAGAGAAAGACUAUCGAAAUUUUAUUGACAAAGCCAGACAAUUAAGGUUGAGUAAAGGAGGUGGUGAUGCACUUACUAACUACUUUAAUAGGAUGAGGUUGAUGAAUGAUGGCUUUGUUUCUGUUGUGGAUGUGGAUGAAGACUUGAGAAUCAAAAAUGUAUUAUGGGCUGACGCAGGAAGUCGAGCAACGUAUGAGUAUUUUGGAGAUGUUAUCACUUUCGAUACGACAUAUCUAACAAAUAGAUACGGUAUGCCUUUCGCUCCCUUUUUUGGGGUCAACCAUCAUGGGCAGUCUAUACUGUUAGGGGCUAGUUUGAUUUCAAGUGAGGACACAACUACUUUUGUUUGGUUGUUUCGCGUAUGGUUGUAG
This is a messenger RNA of Carya illinoinensis, 948 nucleotides long. RefSeq names its product protein FAR1-RELATED SEQUENCE 5-like. The record is from RefSeq and is a predicted model, not a curated record. The coding region runs from base 1 to 948 and encodes 315 amino acids. Lineage: Eukaryota; Viridiplantae; Streptophyta; Magnoliopsida; Fagales; Juglandaceae. The transcript has 2 exons.